GCUUGUUGCCAUAGUAACCGCGAAACAAGCGCACGGAACUUUCCGAACCCGCAUCGCUUCCGGCCAUCUUGCGAACGAGCUAAUUAAUCUAAAAUCCAUUAUCUGGAAAUCCUCUAUUUCCUGCCGAGAUAAAUAAGUAAAAUGUCUACCGGCACUGAAAAACUUAGGAAAGCGACACUUAAAGUAACCCCGUCGUCACGUAAGAUGGCUGGGUCCACAUCGGGGCUUCUUCGCGUUAACACGCGGAGCACCGCUGCCUCACGCAGCCGGAAGAGCUUCAGCCUGGCGGGGGACAGCAGGCUCUUGGAAAAAGGCCCAGUUCCAGUGACCGGACAGGGCGUGCAGGUUCUCGAUGAAAACGGCAAUGACGUCACCCCUCGUCCCCUCUGCCACCCUGACCCAGCCGCUGCGCAGCCCCGACAGACCAAAAUCUUUGCUGCUCAGGACACCUCCGGCGCAAGUGUCUCCGAUUUCCUUUCCACCACCUUCCAAACCACCAAAACCAGUUUUGCCGGGCCAUUUACCAGGUCUGUUUUCGAAAGCAGUGCCAUGUCUAGGUCAAGCCAGUCCACGAUGGAAUCACUGAAUGACGAAAUUGAGGACUCGUCUACUAAAUGUGCCAUCUCAGUCAGCCUGUCAGACCUGCAGGUGAAAAAGGAGGAAGGAAAAGAAGUGAUGCGAGAAGACAUGUUAGAUGACGUAGUGGAAAAGUAUCUAACGGAGACGGCGACCUUCUGGUUACUCGACAUGCCUGCUGUCUCGGUGUCGGUGGACGCCGCAGAAGCUGAGAGUGUGGAAGAGAGAAACAGGGCCUACGUAGGACUGUGUAAAAACCGAAUGGGGAAUGACAAAUAUGUAGAGAGGGGGAUGCAGACCAUUAACGGGGCCCUGAAAACGAAGGAGGUUCAGAGUGAGGCCGUCUCCUUGGCUGACGCAGCCGUCAUGGCCACCACAUGGGACAUGUAUGACACUUACUCUAGCGAUGGCGGAGUCGGAGAGACUACAGAAUCUGCAGAUCAGUCUAGCAGCCCUGACAUCAUCUUGAGCCAAAGCCAUGAAUCCAGCAAAACUGCAGAGAGAACCAUGUCUGUUUUAAGCAGUACAAGUAUGGCAAGCACCUCGAGUUCCCAAAAGGAGACGGCGGCCGUCAUUACGCCGAGCGAGGACAAGGCCAGCCCUCAGCUUGUGCUCCAGACUGAGAAGUUUCAGCAGGACCUGUGCGUGAUGGAGAGGGUCGUCCUGCAGAACAUCUUCCAGGCCAGGCUGGCGGCCUACAGACGGCUCCCGGUGCUGAAAGAUCCCGACACCCUUCACAAGCCGUCAGAGACACCCGGAGCAGAGAUGGACGCUGUCCCUCCGGCUCCUGCACUGGAGCUCCUGUGGUCCUUCAGCUGCGAGCUGACGGUGGGCCAGAACGUCAGCAGCAUGGCCUGGAACAAGAAGAACCCGGAUCUUUUGGCUGUGGGAUAUGGACAGUUUGAUCUGAAGAAUCGGAAACCAGGUCUGGUCUGUUGCUGGUCUCUGAAGAAUCCCGUGUGGCCAGAGAGGAUCUUCCCCUGUCAGAGUGGUGUGACGGCUCUGGACUUCUCUGCCAGGCACCCGGGUCAGAUCGCCGUGGGGAUGAGUGACGGGAGCAUAGCCACAUUCAGCGUGCCGAGCCGGGAGGGGGGUCCGGUCCUCGACAGCAGCGAAAGCCCCCACAAACACAGCGGUCCCGUGUGGCAGGUGAAGUGGAUUGACCAGGACCGGGGUCCGUGGGGGGAGGAGAAAUGCGAGACACUUGUUUCUGUGUCUGCGGACGGCAGGAUCAGCAGAUGGAUCCUCAGGAAAGGCCUCCAUUGCAUGGAUCUUAUCAAGCUGAAGAGAAUCGAGAACGAGGCGGUCAGGAGACAUGGAGGGGAGAGGCAGCGCAGAAGCGAGGCAUGCAUAUCUCGACAGACCGCUGGGCUUUGCUUCGACUUCCAUCCCAAGGACUCAAAUAUCUACCUGGUCGGCACUGAAGAGGGUCACAUUCACAAGUGCUCCUGUUCUAACAACGAACAAUAUCUGGAGACGUACACGUCACACAAAGGGCCGGUCUACAAGGUUACCUGGUCCCCCUCCUGCUCUGAUGUGUUCCUGAGCUGCUCGUCGGACUGGACCAUCCGGCUCUGGAGACAGGACCUGCUCACCCCCGUGCUGGUCUUCAACUCCGUGCACAGAGCCGUGUUUGAUCUCUCGUGGUCCCUCAGGUGGGCCACUAUCUUUGCUGCUGUGAAUGAGGACCGGCUGGAGAUUUGGGACCUUGGUGCCAGCAUUUUGGACCCUACCAUCGUGAGCCCAACACGCCCAGGGGUCAAACUCACCUCGCUGCUGUCCGCCACCCAGACGGACUGUGUUCUGCUGGGGGACAGCGAUGGCCACGUUGGCGUCUGUCAGCUGAACAAUCUGGGUGCUGGAGACCCGCAGGCGGCCGCAUUGGAGGAGAUCAUCAGAACAGCCCUCCACUCCAAUCGUAACUAAAAUGAAAUCUUGAGGUUGUUUACGUGCUGUGGAUUCGAAAUAAAAAUGAUGAUGUGAUUACCA
Messenger RNA from Brienomyrus brachyistius, 2565 nucleotides. It is a transcript of the gene dnai4, whose product is annotated as dynein axonemal intermediate chain 4. The record is from RefSeq and is a predicted model, not a curated record. NCBI's taxonomy places the organism in Eukaryota, Metazoa, Chordata, Actinopteri, Osteoglossiformes, Mormyridae. Gene Ontology annotation, cellular component: axonemal dynein complex. The transcript is spliced from 17 exons. Gene Ontology annotation, molecular function: dynein heavy chain binding; dynein light chain binding. The coding region runs from base 142 to 2502 and encodes 786 amino acids. Gene Ontology annotation, biological process: cilium movement.